AUGAUUAAAAAUAAAGGCUAUUUGAUUUAUGGAGGUGCUUUAGUAUUUGCAUUACUUGGGUCAUUUAAAUAUAUAAUAAAAUCUAAAUAAUAGAAGCCAAUAGGUUAAAUAGAAUUCAGUUUACUAUAGUCAUCUACAACACUUGAUUACAUAAAGAAACCAGCAGGUAUAAGAAAUAUAGGGAAUACAUGUUUCUUGAAUUCAGUAUUAUAAGUACGAUAAAUAACAUAAUUAGUGGCCUUAAGUUCAUAACCAAAUUUUAUUGAAUAUUUAUUUGAAUUAGUUUAGCAUAUUAAUGGAGAAACAACAUUAGCUUAAUAGAUAUGUUUAGAAUUGGCUAAAAUAAUGAAAUACCUAAAUAAUG
Molecule: messenger RNA, 364 nt
Organism: Paramecium primaurelia
Lineage: Eukaryota; Ciliophora; Oligohymenophorea; Peniculida; Parameciidae
Source: the annotation of a GenBank genome assembly